Sclerotinia trifoliorum is the source of this 3425-nucleotide messenger RNA. The record is from the annotation of a GenBank genome assembly. Lineage: Eukaryota; Fungi; Ascomycota; Leotiomycetes; Helotiales; Sclerotiniaceae.
GCUUUAGACCUCCCGCCUCACAUGCCAGCGGGGCUGGGAUUAAUAAAUGGCCCGAGCUCAACGUUUUUUCUGGGACGAAACUUUUGCAUUUGCUUUUGCAUCUGCAUCUGAGGAAUUUCUUGUACAAAUUCUCGGCAUUUCAAAGCAAAUCUUCAACAAAACAGUAACGAUGGCUGACGAUGGAAUGUUAAUGAAUUUUGAGAUUGGGGAGGUACCAAUAGUUCUCAAACAAUCAUUUAAAGGAGGACGUUGGAAGGAUCGAUUGGCUGCAAAGAAAACCGCACAGCACCGAGUCUCCAGGAGCACAAACAAGCCCUCGACGAGAGAGAUAUUUUCCGAACGACAGCAUGAUACUGGCGCGGAAGAGUACAUUGGUCGCGAGUCCUCGUUGAGGGCCCCAAAGAGACAACGGGUUGACGAUAAUUACGAUUCUUACGGUGGAAGAAAUGAAAGUACAGCAGCUUAUGCUUCCGGAAAACUUCCAUCUGGCAGCAUAAAUGUUGGCAGGAGUAGGAAAACUACUUUCCAGGAAGAAACUAGGCCUGCAUUUGUCGCUGGCAAAUUACCCCCUGGUAGUAUCAACAUUAGUGGGAAGAAGGCGACCCCAAUCCAGGAAGAAACCAGACCAGCUUUUGUUUCCGGAAAAUUGCCUCCGGGAAGUAUAAAUUCUGGCGCAAAGAAAGCCAUUUCUUUCCAGGACGAAAAGAAACCUGCUUACAUUUCUGGAAAAGUCCCACAUGGUAGUAUCGAUGGCAUGCGAAACCGUGAAAUGGCCGCUGUGCACCGCGAGAUCGCCGAAGGCGGGAGGAAGCCAGGCCAGGUUGUCUCGUCUUUAUUUACAUUCAAUCCUACUUCAAAGAAAAAGUUUGAUGAACCAGAAGAAGAAUCAGAACCGGCGAAACCGUCCAAUGCGCCUUUGACAGAGGAAAUGGCAACAUUCACAAAUCUAGGACUAUCGAGAAGACUUGCCGCCCAUUUAUCCACAAAACUUGAUAUGAAAGCUCCAACUGCAAUUCAAAAAGCAUCUGUGACGCAACUGAUAUCGGACGAUAGCGAUGCUUUUAUACAAGCAGAGACUGGAUCUGGAAAAACCUUGGCAUAUUUACUGCCUAUAGUGGAGCGAAUAUUGGCUUUGAGUGAUAAUGGGAUACAAAUACAUCGAGAUUCUGGACUUUUCGCCAUUAUUCUUUCACCUACAAGGGAAUUGUGUAAACAAAUCGCAGCUGUUCUGGAGAAGGUUUUACGCUGUGCUCCAUGGAUAGUUGGUACUACGGUCAAUGGAGGAGAAAGCAAACAAUCAGAAAAGGCUAGACUUCGAAAGGGUGUCAACAUCCUUGUUGCAACACCAGGGCGAUUGGCAGAUCAUCUUGACAAUACCGAAGUGUUGAAUGUAGCUACUGUGAGAUGGCUAGUGUUGGAUGAAGGAGAUAGAUUGAUGGAACUUGGAUUCGAGGAAGAGAUUAAAGGUAUCGUUGAGAAAAUUGGUCGGAGAUCUGUGGCCAGUGGCAAUUCGGAAAUGAUGUCUCUUCCCAAGCGAAGAGUUACGAUUCUGUGCUCUGCUACGAUGAAGAUGAACGUUCAGCGCUUGGGAGAGAUCAGUUUAAAAGAUGCUGUGCACAUUCAAGCGGAUCUAUCGGAACAAGAGAAACAAGACAAGGCGAAUGGUAUUGAAGCCGAUGAUAAAGCAUUCUCUGCGCCUACCCAAUUGAAGCAGUCAUAUGCUAUUGUUCCUGCAAAGCUACGCCUUGUUACUCUGACAGCUCUCCUAAAACGUGCCUUUGCACGAAAGGGAUCCGUGAUGAAAGCAAUUGUUUUUAUGUCUUGUGCAGACUCUGUCGACUUUCACUUCUCACUCUUUUCUCGCAGUGCCGAGAAGUCAUCUGAAGCUACAGAAGAGGAAAAGGUUGAUCUACCCACGCUGCCUAAAUCGGAACUGAUCAAAGAGACUAUUGCGCACGGAGCUACGAUUUCGAACAACUCCAACCCUGUAAUUUUACACAAGCUUCACGGAUCUCUUGCACAAAACAUUAGAACGGCAACGCUCAAAGCGUAUUCUGAAUCUGCCGAUCCUUGUGUUUUGAUAUGUACUGAUGUUGCAUCUCGAGGUCUUGACCUUCCAAAUGUUGACUUUGUCAUCGAAUACGAUCCGCCUUUCAGCGCUGAAGAUCAUCUGCAUCGUGUUGGACGAACGGCCAGAGCUGGUCGUGAGGGUCGUGCUUUGAUCUUUCUCAUGCCCGGCACCGAGGAGGAAUAUGUAUCUAUCUUGGCUUCCGGGUACCGUGAAGGAAAGAAGGCCCUGACACAUCACACUGCCGAAGAUUUGAUACAAAAGGGUUUCGGUGGUACAGGUCGCGAAUGGGAAGAGAGGGCUACCAAUUUCCAACUAGAAGUUGAGCGAUGGAGUUUAGAUUCACCAAGAUAUCUCGAAAUGGCACGUCGUGGAUUUCAGAGUCACAUCAGAGCUUACGCCACUCACGUUGCAAACGAGAGACACAUAUUUAAUAUGCAAGAACUGCACUUAGGUCAUUUAGCCAAAGCAUUUGCCUUACGAGACAAACCUGGAAGUAUCAAGGUACCAGGAUUGAGACCAGCGAAAAUGACAAAAGCAGACAGAAGUGUCGCGGCUAGGAAGGCGAAGAGAGGUGAGAAAGAAGAAGAGAAAGCUCCGGAAGGAGAAAGAGUACGGAAACAGAGGAAAAUGGAGUUGGAUCUACCUACUGUGGAUAGUAAUGAGGUUGCCGCGAGGAUGAAGAGGAAAAUGAAGGAACAUAUGUCUGCCGCGAGUGAGUUUAAUAUUGGUUGAGUAGUGGUUCACCCCAUUGUUAGCACAUACGGAAAUACAACUAAAAUUGAUGCUCAUUUCUAUCAAAUCAACUUGAAGAGACAUCCAUCUGUUCUUUUACAUUUUUCUCGUCACUUCUUUUAAUGAUUCAAGAUUUAUGAGAUCCUUCUUGUAAAAUAACCUAUGUCGCACAAGAUCUUUGUGGCUUCUGACUAGAUUACUGUCAUCAUCCCCGCGACGCAACCCAGAAACGGCAAGUCCAUCCCACAGUUAAUAAACCACGGAUGGGAAAACAUUGAGACAAUCUCAGAUACGUGAUUGCUUCAGAUUCAGAUUCUUCGCCCACUUCUACGGCCGCCGAUUGUUUUAUCAGUAGAGUCAAAUGGCCCUUUUUUCUCACGAUGCAGAUGCCAACGCCCUGCAGUAAUGAAUGGGCUACUCCUUUGCGAGUUCUGCCGAGGAGUGGAGAUACAUGUAUAUAAUUCAGGUGCAUGUAUUCUGUGCGAUGUCGUACUCAAGUUAUUUGAAAAUAUGGGUGCUCGCUGCCAGGAUUUGUGGUCUAUGAACUGCUGUACUAAAUAUCCAGGCACAUACGAGUUAACGUGGCGGCCGGAUGGAAGGAGACAAAAGGAGUAUUCAGUAA